UAACUUGGCAAUGGGUUUGCACCCUAUCCAGGGUGUCCCCUGGGAUACGCUCCAGGCUCCCCGGAUCAACAUUAAAAAUAAUUGAUGGAUCAACAGUAACUACAAGAUAAAAGCUGAGUGUAGCACUGCAACAGCACUUGAACCUAUAGAUGUUUUUCUAUAUUGGGCAGAAAUACUGAUGUACGGAAGUCACUUUAUACCUGAUUUAAUUUCCCUACGUAGGCUGAGAGUCAUUUUCAAGGCAACUUUCCCGAGGUUUCUUUCCUCCCUCCUCACUCCCUCCCUCCUUUGCGCGCAAACCGCGCUGCUUUCGCGCACUCACUCGCUUUCGGUGCACUUUCAUAGAAACACCGUGUGCGUGCGUGCGUGCGUGCGCGUCCUGGACUCUAUACCCUACACGUCGGCAUCGCUUCUCUCCUUUAGCAGCCUCUAAUAACGAGUCGGUAUGUCGGCGUGAGUCAAAGAAAGACCGAAGUGAACAUGAAGUCCCUGCGCGUCUGGAUGCUCCUCGCUGUAAUGACCGCAUGUCAGCAGCUCACCACUUCUGCCACAUACGGUUGUUUGUUUGAUGGGGGGCUUUGCUCCAGUGGGCAGAUCUGUUGGGAUGAUGAGUUGUUUGGGCAGUGCCUUACACAGCAGCAAGAGAGAUUUCGCUACAGGGUGACUGCGGGUUUACUGGACAGACUACAGACUUUACUGCAAAUGCUCAUGAGAAAAGGGCUGACCUGGCAGGAUGAAGCCACCCAAUCUAUUGUAGAUAAGGAACUUAGCAUGGUUGAGAAGAUCCCACUGUCAUCUGUUGUGAAGAACGCUCCCUCCGUCAAAUCUGGUGGAAGGCCAGCGGACCAGCUAAACCCCAAACUGCAGCGAUACAUGGACUACAUGAUUGUUGAUCCUCCCCAGUCCUCCCUUCACAUGCAAAGCCUGGAACCUUAUACCUACCAAAAGUAUGGUUACCAAGAUGAAGCGGAGCGCUCUCUAAACCUUGUGGAUGGAAACAUGUACCCCUCAUCCUCCUCCAGAGUGACAAGGCCUCGCCCUAACGCUCUGGAUAAGGACGCACAGCUGCUUCAGGAUAUGAUGUCUCUCCUACUCUCCUCUCCUGCCCAGCCCACCACUCGCCACCGGGUGGCGACACCUCUGUCCAGUUCACCUUUCUUCCAGGAACUGGACUUCCCGCUGGAUUACAGCAAAGACUACAUUUCCCAGAACAUAGGCGCUAGUAGCCAGGAUCAGAAGAAGAAGUCAUCCAAGGAGUACAAGCCUGAUGAUGAGUACCCCACUCAGCAGAGUCUGAAUGAACUGCUACUGCAGCAUGGCUUUGAUCUGACUCAUCUGAACCCUGGAGAGAUGGAACGUCUCUUUACAGUCCUGGAUCUCUUGCAGAAUGAACCUCCGAUCCCACACAACCAGGAUCAUACUGUUGAUUCGUCCACCCCACAGAAACCGAUGAAGAUCACUGAGGGAGAAAUGACACACAUGGUGCACAAAGCUCCAGUACCAGCCAUCUCCUCAUCUUCCUCUUCUGUUAUGGAGGAUCCCAAGACUGGUGGAUCUUCACAGAACAACGAUAUUAAAGACGAGGCCAGUGUAGAGGCUCCUGCAGCUUUGCUGAAACAAGAUAAAGGGUGGAAGUUAGAGGAAAAGGGGUGGAAAGGAGUCCCCAGUGUAACACCAGCAAAGAAUCAAACCAAGUACAAAGAAGAGUAUGGAUAUAUUGUUACAAACAAGAGUCCCCUCUCUCUUUUUGAUGCUGUUCGUCUUUUGGUGGCCCUGACUAAGAGGAUCCAUCUCACCAUUGGCUCUUUUAUCAACAUCAGCGUGGUAGGUCCGGCUCUCACGUUCCAAGUUCGCCCGAAUAGCCAAAACCUGUCAAAUACUGAAGUGGCGGAGAAGGCUGUGGCUGAGAAGAACUUUCUAGAGUCAGAAACUGGCCUGAAUGUGCUCCAGGCAGGUGUUGGAGAGAAAAAUGAUGGGCUGCCAGUGGCAACGCGUGUGCACAGCAGUAGCCAGUGGGUGUUCCUUAUGUUUGUGGGCGUGGCUUGUGUGGGUGGGCUCUUAGUGGGCUCACUAACCAUCGCAUGUUUGCGUAGCCAUGCUCAACAACUGGCCUCCAGGAAGUUAGGCUUGGGUCCAGAGGCAGGCAGUGCCACACACUAUGCGUACCAGGACCUCUGUAGGCAGCACAUGGCUGCUAAAUCCUCCUCAGGAAAGCAAGAGAGUGGGGUCGCUACAGGAGGGAGCGGGACAGGAGGAGCAGCAGGAGGAGCCGGAACAGAUACUUCGAGGGUCAGUAGCGUAUCGUCUCAGUACAGUGAUGCCCCUCAGGCCAGCCCCAGCUCACACAGCAGCACUCCCUCUUGGUGUGAGGAGCCAGCACAGGCAAACAUGGACAUCUCCACUGGCCACAUGAUACUGGCAUAUAUGGAGGAUCAUGUGAAGAAUAAGGAUCGCUUGCUGAAGGAGUGGGAGGCAUUGUGCUCCUACCAAGCAGAACCCAGCACAGUGUCUGUCGCUCAGAGUGAAUCAAACAUAAAGAAGAACCGCUGCCCUGACGCUGUGCCAUACGAUCACUCCCGGGUGAAACUGAAGGCUGAGGUUAACCCCUCAAGAGCUGACUACAUUAACGCCAGCACCAUAAUUGAGCAUGACCCCAGAAUGCCAGCGUACAUCGCCACCCAAGGACCACUCUCCCAUACCAUCUCUGACUUUUGGCAGAUGGUCUGGGAGAACGGAUGUACUGUGAUUGUGAUGAUGACCGCUCUUGUUGAGGAUGGAGAGAAGCAGUGUGACCGCUACUGGCCUGAUGAAGGCUCAUCUCUCUACCACAUCUAUGAGGUGAACCUGGUGUCGGAGCACAUCUGGUGCAAUGACUUCCUGGUACGGAGCUUCUACCUGAAAAAUGUGCAGACGCAGGAGACACGCACUCUCACCCAAUUCCACUUUCUGAGCUGGCCUGCACAGGGUAUACCAUCCUCCACGCGCCCUCUGCAGGACUUCCGCAGGAAAGUAAAUAAAUGCUACCGAGGACGCUCCUGCCCAAUUAUUGUCCAUUGCAGUGAUGGUACAGGCCGGACUGGAACAUACAUCUUGAUUGACAUGGUUCUGAACCGUAUGGCAAAAGGGGUGAAGGAAAUAGAUAUCGCUGCAACCCUGGAGCACAUUCGUGACCAGAGACCGGGAAUGGUGCGCACAAAGGACCAGUUUGAGUUUGCUCUGACUGCUGUGGCUGAAGAAGUCAAUGCCAUUCUUAAAGCUCUUCCCCAGUGAGACCUAAGCCUGAAAAUCAUACAAUCCAUACAGAAUACAUUCAUGCAUGAGCAACAACUACCUUAUCUUCACGCGUCUAAACCUGCAGCCAUUCCACUCCAGCAUGUAUGCGUACGUGCACACACACCUGUACAACCAGCCUGUCUCCUUUCCUGAACGUAGAGAAUCACGAUACAUCGUCUCAUCUUCAGUUCUUUGACCAUACAGAAUAUCACAGACAACUUAUUUGAGGAAAUCAAACCUGGACCAGAUCACACCUUAUCAUUUGUCUUGGUAUUAACAAUCGAAUGGAACAGAAUUGAGUAAUCAUCUGUUCCUUGUAUUUGCUCUGCUUCCGUUUCUUCUCUCGUAACCAUAGUGAUAGCUUUGUCCUGAUGUCACCCCAGCAGUGCUGUGAGUGUUUUUCCCAGGAUUCUCUUGUCUCCAGUUGCAUUAGUGAAUGAGAGGGUUGAGUGGUUUAGGGACCUCAGGCUGAGAUCCAAUCUGUCCAAACUCUGUCUGAUGGGUUAAUGUGGUUUGAAGGAUAUCGGUUCCCACUGAACGUGACUGAAUGCUCUCGCUUUGUUCUUCUGUCUCUCUUGAUUGUAAUUGUUCUUUUCUUCUUGCAUUCCAGCAUUUAAAAAAAAGUAUAAAAAAUAAGCAACGUAUCUAAGAAAUAUAUAUUAAUUUUGUAUUUUGUGGUGAGAAAUAAAACAGUUUUGUGAAGUGAUGCAGCAGCA
This is a messenger RNA of Ictalurus punctatus (channel catfish), 3989 nucleotides long. It is a transcript of the gene ptprnb, whose product is annotated as protein tyrosine phosphatase receptor type Nb. The coding region runs from base 481 to 3270 and encodes 929 amino acids. NCBI's taxonomy places the organism in Eukaryota, Metazoa, Chordata, Actinopteri, Siluriformes, Ictaluridae. Gene Ontology annotation, cellular component: secretory granule. The record is from RefSeq and is a predicted model, not a curated record. The transcript has 23 exons. Gene Ontology annotation, biological process: protein dephosphorylation. Gene Ontology annotation, molecular function: protein tyrosine phosphatase activity.